AUGGGAAACACCAUCAAGGCCCUUGUGGCCUUCAUUCCUACUAACCGCUGCCAGAACUAUGUGAUUGGAGAUCUCCGAGAGAUGCCACUGGACAAGAUGGUAGACCUGAGUGGAAGCCAAUUGCGCCGCUUCCCAAUGCGUGUGUGCUCCUUCAGGGAGCUGGUCAAGCUCUACCUGAGUGACAACCACCUCAACAGCCUGCCUCCAGAGCUGGGUCAGUUGCAGAACCUGCAGAUCCUGGCCUUGGAUUUCAACAACUUCAAGGUUCUGCCCCAGGUGGUGUGCACCUUGAGACAGCUCUGCAUCCUCUACCUGGGUAACAACAAACUUUGUGACCUUCCCAACGAGCUGAGCCUGCUCCAGAACCUCCGGACCCUAUGGAUAGAGGACAAUUGCCUCACCCAUCUGCCAGAUGUGGUGUGUAAGCUGAGUCUCCUUAAGACCCUGCAUGCAGGUUCCAAUGCCCUGCGUCUGCUGCCAGGCCAGCUCCAGCAACUGCGUGAGCUGAGAACCAUCUGGCUGUCAGGCAAUCUGCUGACAGACUUCCCCACUGUGCUGCUCCACAUGCCCUUCCUGGAGGUAAUCGAUGUGGACCAGAACAGCAUCCGCUACUUUCCCAGCCUGGCCCACCUGUCAAGUCUGAAGCUGGUCAUCUAUGACCACAAUCCUUGCAGAAAUGCACCAAAGGUGAGCAAAGGUGUGCGCCGUGUGGGAAGAUGGGCAGAGGAGACACCAGAGCCUGACCCCAGGAAAGCCAGGCGCUAUGCACUGGCUAACGAAGAAAGCCAGGAGCCACAGACACCUGCCUCACUGCCUCCUCUCCUUCCUAUGAGCUCCUGA
Castor canadensis (American beaver) is the source of this 840-nucleotide messenger RNA. It is a transcript of the gene Lrrc10, whose product is annotated as leucine rich repeat containing 10. Gene Ontology annotation, molecular function: protein binding. NCBI's taxonomy places the organism in Eukaryota, Metazoa, Chordata, Mammalia, Rodentia, Castoridae. The record is from RefSeq and is a predicted model, not a curated record. Gene Ontology annotation, cellular component: cytoplasm.